AUGUCGACCCUCACAAGAGCAUUCACCCGGCGCAAUAAGCGCCCAGAAGUGUCCGCACCCAUGCCCUAUCGUGGCGAAGGACAUGUGCGACUCAACUCGGCAAGUAUAAAGCGCAGCAACAUCUCUAGACCGGUCCAGCUUUUGUCCACGACGAACAUGCUAGCCUACGACGCUCCCGAUAUCAAUCAUAUCAGCUCUUCAUCUGGCUCAUCACUAGGAUCGCGUGACGACUCCGACGCUGCCUUCUCCCCGCAAAGCUACGCGUCUUCGAUGUCAUCGCCCGACGUCUCUCCUUACGAGAGCUCUCCCGUUGACCCAAACCCAUUGACGUCGUAUUUUCCGAAGCGCACGGCCACCGUGACAAGCCACCCGCGUUCCUCCACGUCUUCGUCAGCUGCAGAUGCUCCGCUGGUGCCCAAGCGGGCUCUGUCCCACACCAAGCGGUCGCACCAGGAGCUCGCUCACAAGCGUUCGGUCUCUAGGAUGUCCCCGCCUCCGCUGAACGCGGCGCGCAGCACACCGGCCAUUCGUGCAUCGCAGGAAUUCUUCCAGGCUGAGCCGCAUCCAUUCGGCAAAGAGCUAGAGCAGGUGAACGAGGUCGUGGAGGAAUUUGGGGGCUUCAAUAUGCUCGAUGAUGAAGAGCGGAUUCUCUAUGCCAAGGGGCUCAAGAAGUUCUCUGUCGAAGAUUAUCUUGCGGAAGUUGAAGAACUGUACGGGAGCAUUUUCGAGGACACACGUGGACCUAUGACCACAUCUUGGCUCUAA
Penicillium hordei is the source of this 765-nucleotide messenger RNA. RefSeq lists its product as uncharacterized. The transcript has a single exon. Lineage: Eukaryota; Fungi; Ascomycota; Eurotiomycetes; Eurotiales; Aspergillaceae. Bases 1 to 765 code for a protein of 254 amino acids. The record is from RefSeq and is a predicted model, not a curated record.